Molecule: messenger RNA, 2055 nt
Organism: Wickerhamiella sorbophila
Lineage: Eukaryota; Fungi; Ascomycota; Dipodascomycetes; Dipodascales; Trichomonascaceae
Product: Jumonji/ARID domain-containing protein 2
Exons: 1
Coding region: 1-2055 (684 amino acids)
Biological process (GO): chromatin remodeling
Cellular component (GO): nucleus
Molecular function (GO): DNA binding; histone demethylase activity
Source: RefSeq, a predicted model, not a curated record
AUGACCAGCUCCGGACCAACAGUCUCCGUUGACCCCCAGCGGCCGCCCGUAGCUCCGUCGGAGACCCCGCAGUCCCUCCGCAAAUAUCCAGAACUGUUUGGCCAGCUGGGGGUACAUGAAGCCCCCACGCUGUAUCCCACCAUGGAAGAGUUUGCUGAUCCUCAUAAAUUUCUGCAAUCAAACAUUGCUUUUGGAGAAAAAUACGGCAUCCUGAAAGUUGUCCCCCCACACUCUUGGAAACCAGGAUUCUCGCUUGACCCAGAGACGUACAAGUUCACCUGUAGGAGGCAGGAGAUAUCUUUACUGGGCGUUGUUAAUCGCACGGCGAAAAACUACUCAGAUCGGCUCAGGGCCUUUCAUGCGAUGGCAGGUCGAACAGUGGGUUCUGUUCCUGCCCUCGACAUCAAGGCUGUUCCAUACUAUGAUUUGAAUCACUGUGUUCAAUCUAUGGGUGGAGUAGCGUCUGUUGAGAACCAAAAUCGCUGGCCAGAAGUGGCUUUUUCGCUGGGUCUAAAUAUGGCCAAUGCCAUGACUUUGAGACAAAUCUAUUUUGUUGAUAUCGAACCGUUCGAAAGAUACUGUCAACAAACUCGUACACGACUAGAAUUUCUGUUUGAAGAGGAGAGCGUAGAGGGCAGCGAAGAAGACGAAGAAGACGAUGAUGAAGACGAAGACGAGGGAGCUAGCGACGGCACAAAGCACGAGCUGAGAGAUUUCGAGGAAAUACCCCCCUACGAUCCUGACGAAACCUGCAUGAUCUGCCAUAGAACUGACACGCAAAUCGGCUGUUGUCGAUGUCAGUCCUACGCUCAUGUCCGUUGUAUUGCUACAUCAUCCCCAGGUCUUCAAACUUUACCAAAAUGGUACUGCCCAAAAUGCCUUGCUGAGCCAUUAAGGUUUUAUUUCAGCAAGGGUAAAAGCUACACUCUGAACGAGUUUAAAGAUCGCGCCGACAAGUUCAGAGCGACCCUUCUUAAGUCACUUGGUUCAGAGAACCUUCCCAAAGAUGCGCUAGAAGCUGUACUCGAAAAAGAAUUCUGGAGUAUAGUUGAGGGCUCUCGCUCUAAUGUCGUUGUUGAUUACGGGGCCGAGAUUCGUUGCGACGAAGAAGGAUCGGGAUUCCCCACCAAAGGAUCAUAUAAAGACGAUCCCUGGAACCUGAACAAUCUCCCGUUCGUCAAGGAGUCUCUAUUCAGAUACCUCGAUGAAUCUAUUUCGGGCGUGACUGUUCCAUGGGCGUACGUUGGCAUGAUCUUCAGUGCGUUUUGUUGGCACACUGAAGACAACUUUUGCUACUCGAUCAAUUAUCAGCAUUUCGGUGAUCCCAAGACAUGGUACGGGAUUCCGGCCCGCAGUGCCUCCCACUUUGAGAAACUCAGCGAAUGGCUUGCCCCAGAAGCCUUCAAAGAGGCCCCUGAUUUGUUGAAUGAACGGUCUUGUCUCGUCUCACCCCGCACGCUUACUUCUCAUGGAAUCCCCGUAUUUGGGGCCAAUCAGCGCCCAGGAGAGUUCAUUGUGACUUUCCCCAAUGUGUAUCAUGCAGGAUUCAAUCAAGGCUACAAUUUCAACGAAGCAGUCAAUUAUACCCCGCCCGACUGGGUGCCCUAUGGAUUCUUGGCCUUGGAGGUUUAUCGCACAAGAAAGCAUGUCCCCACGUUUUGCCACGAAUCUGUUGUGAUGCGGACAGUCCGCUUUGAACAGAGCAAAGAGAUUCUUGGUGCCGUUCUGCCGUAUUUCGCGCGAAUGGUCAAACACGAAAUCGAGAAACGUACAAAGUACCGGCGUCUAAGUGGAAGGCACUGUAACGAAAAACUCGUGACACAACGGGCAGUGGAUAUGGCAAUCCAGAAUCCCACCUACAAAUGCGUCUCAUGCAAAACAAUACCUUACUUGAGCCGAGUUUACACUGAAUCGGACCGGUACUACUGCACUGAAUGUGCCAUCAGCUCUUUCCAAUCUCGGGAUGCCAGAAUCUAUGGAAUCUUUGAGACUUUGUGCUCCGACAAUUCCUUGCGGGCACUGAUUUCAGAUACUAAAAAAGCAAUCUUGAAAUAG